This is a messenger RNA of Cadophora gregata, 790 nucleotides long. RefSeq lists its product as uncharacterized. NCBI's taxonomy places the organism in Eukaryota, Fungi, Ascomycota, Leotiomycetes, Helotiales, Ploettnerulaceae. The coding region runs from base 65 to 790 and encodes 241 amino acids. Gene Ontology annotation, cellular component: cytoplasm. Gene Ontology annotation, molecular function: glutathione transferase activity; glutathione binding. The transcript has 2 exons. The record is from RefSeq and is a predicted model, not a curated record.
UGUCAAAUGUCAAAUGGUGUAUAUAUAUACUAGCUGGCGGACCUAAUGUCUACCAAAUUUUCAAAUGUACAAGCUCAGAAACAGCUCCAGACUCGCAUCAAAACUCAUAUCCAACGCGAAGAUGCCGGCAUUUACUCUCUAUGGCGCUCGGGGAUCGACAAAUACUGAUCGAGUUCGUUUGACUCUCGCUGAGGGUGGCUUCACAGAUUAUGAAAUGGUGCUUUUAAAUCUUCAAAAAGGAGAGCAAAAUUCCAUAGAACACAUGAAUCGUCAUCCAUGGGGCAAAAUACCUGCUCUUACUUCGAGCGACGGCUUCACGCUCUACGAGAGCCGCGCCAUCUGCAAGUACCUCGCCACGAAGUACUCCUUCGCACUUCUACCUUCUGCUUCUGAUGUAGAAGCCACUGCACUGUUUGAUCAAGCGCAGUCAGUAGAGACACUCUACUUCGCCGAACCAGCAGGCAGAAUUGCAUUCGAGAAGUUCGCGAAGCGAUUCAUCGGCUUGUCUGCCGAUGAUGCCGUCCUCUCGGAUGCGUUGCGGUCUGUUGAAGGGUUUUUUGAUGUUGCGGAAAAGCUCUUGCGGGAAAGGGAGUUUAUGGCCGGAAAGGACUUCUCGCUUGUGGAUAUUUAUUAUAUCCCGUUGAUUCAGAGACUUUUUGCUUGUGGAUAUGGAGAUAUCAUUCUUGGUCGCGAAGCUGUAAGCGCUUGGUGGAGUCGCUGUGUGGACCGUCCGGCCAUUCAAAGGAUGUUGGCUGCUGACAAGGAGGCUAUGGCUGCUGCUAGUCGAUAA